This is a messenger RNA of Eimeria maxima, 465 nucleotides long. RefSeq names its product translation initiation factor 2 beta, putative. The transcript has 4 exons. Gene Ontology annotation, cellular component: eukaryotic translation initiation factor 2 complex. Bases 1 to 465 code for a protein of 154 amino acids. Gene Ontology annotation, molecular function: mRNA binding; translation initiation factor activity; translation initiation factor binding. NCBI's taxonomy places the organism in Eukaryota, Apicomplexa, Conoidasida, Eucoccidiorida, Eimeriidae. The record is from RefSeq and is a predicted model, not a curated record. Gene Ontology annotation, biological process: formation of cytoplasmic translation initiation complex; translational initiation; formation of translation preinitiation complex.
AUGCUUAGCCGUAUACAGGACUUAAUAGUAAAAAAUAAUCCUGAUCUAGCGGGCAGCAAAAGAUAUACAAUUAAACCCCCACAAGUUGUUAGGGUUGGAUCGAAAAAGGUAGCAUGGAUAAACUUUAAGGAUAUUUGCGCGAUUAUGCAUCGACCAAGCGAACACGUCUUGCAGUUCGUACUCGCUGAGCUAGGUACUGAGGGUUCGAUAGCAGGUGAUGGUCAAUUAGUAUUAAAAGGGAAGUAUGGACCUAAACAUAUUGAGGCCCUAUUAAGGAAAUAUAUCACUGAGUACGUGACGUGCCAAAUGUGUAAAUCUCCUAAUACAUCAAUGACUAGGGAUUCACGUACUCGUCUUUGGCAUCAGAGUUGCUCUGCAUGCGGUGCAAAUCGAUCUGUUACAACUAUCAAGAGUGGCUUCCAUGCUGUAGGAAAAGGAGAGAGAAGAAAGGCUAAAUUAGGAUAA